This is a messenger RNA of Cololabis saira (Pacific saury), 2627 nucleotides long. RefSeq names its product solute carrier family 17 member 8 (gene slc17a8). Gene Ontology annotation, molecular function: L-glutamate transmembrane transporter activity; neurotransmitter transmembrane transporter activity. The transcript has 12 exons. Gene Ontology annotation, biological process: regulation of synapse structure or activity; synaptic transmission, glutamatergic; transmembrane transport. The record is from RefSeq and is a predicted model, not a curated record. Bases 394 to 2151 code for a protein of 585 amino acids. Gene Ontology annotation, cellular component: synaptic vesicle membrane; excitatory synapse. NCBI's taxonomy places the organism in Eukaryota, Metazoa, Chordata, Actinopteri, Beloniformes, Belonidae.
CAUUCAGUUAAUCUGCAAGCCAGAUGGAGACCACAGUGCUUCAAGAAUAAAAACUGGAUUCUACACCUCAAUUUUUCAUCAGUCUUGGAUGAAUCAUUCAGAGAUGAAACAAGCUGUGGCUCAGUGUAUUUUUGGAAAGUGAGGAUACUUUUGACAUCAACUUCUUCGCCUCUUCUGUGCUGAUCCCUUUCUAAAAGGUGGAAAAGUCCUUGUUCGUCCGAGGGACCUUUGCACCCCUCAAAGGUGGAGCCAAUCCCCAGUGCCACAAACUCAGACAGGAUGAGGAACAGCCUCUAGUGGAUUUUUGUUUCCUUUCUCAGAACAAGGUGUGCUCAUGAGCAAUUAAUACUCUGUUUUGAGAUAAAAAGGGAGGAAAAAACAGUGCAGAGAAAAAUGCCUUUUGGUUUAGCAAGCUUGAAAGAGCAGGUGUUCAAACCUGGGAAGGAGGAGGUGAAGAACUCUGUUGGGGACUCUUUGGGAAAACUGCAAAGGAAAAUAGAUGGCAGCAACAUUGAGACCGAGGACAACAUUGAACUGACUGAGGAUGGUCAACCGGUGGCCUCAGCACCGCGUCCUGCCCCUCUGCUGGACUGCAGCUGUGGCGGCCUGCCCAAGCGCUACAUCAUCGCCAUCCUCAGCGGCCUGGGCUUCUGCAUCUCUUUUGGCAUUAGAUGCAAUCUUGGUGUGGCCAUCGUGGAGAUGGUGAACAACAACACUGUCUACAUUAACGGGACUCCCGUGCUGCAGAUAGCUCAGUUUAACUGGGACCCAGAGACAGUGGGGCUGAUCCAUGGCUCCUUCUUCUGGGGCUACAUCGUCACUCAAAUCCCUGGCGGAUUCAUCUCCAACAAGUUGUCUGCCAACAGGGUGUUUGGGGCUGCCAUUUUCCUGACAUCCUUGCUGAAUAUGUUCAUUCCUUCGGCAGCGAGGGUUCACUACGGCUGUGUCAUGUUUGUUCGCAUCCUGCAGGGUUUAGUGGAGGGUGUCACCUACCCAGCGUGUCAUGGGAUGUGGUCCAAAUGGGCGCCGCCUCUUGAACGGAGUCGACUAGCCACUACAUCAUUCUGUGGAUCCUACGCAGGAGCGGUGAUCGCCAUGCCUCUGGCUGGAGUAAUGGUUCAGUACGUUGGCUGGUCAUCAGUGUUUUAUAUUUAUGGUGUUUUUGGGAUCCUGUGGUACAUCCUUUGGCUACUGCUGGCUUAUGGAAGUCCUGCUGAACAUCCUACGAUCACAGAAGAGGAGCAGACCUACAUUGAGUCUGCUAUUGGUGAAACAGUCCACCAGCUGAGUGUAACUGAGAAGUUUAAGACUCCGUGGCGUCGUUUCUUUACCUCCAUGCCUGUGUAUGCCAUCAUCGUGGCGAACUUCUGCCGCAGCUGGACCUUCUACUUGCUUCUCAUCAGCCAGCCAGCAUAUUUUGAGGAAGUGUUUGGCUUCCCGAUCAGCAAGGUGGGGAUCCUGUCUGCUGUCCCCCACAUGGUGAUGACCAUUGUCGUUCCUAUUGGAGGACAACUGGCUGAUUUCUUACGCAGUAACAAAAUCAUGUCCACCACAAAUGUGAGGAAAAUCAUGAACUGUGGAGGGUUCGGCAUGGAGGCCACUCUCCUGUUGGUGGUUGGAUUUUCUCACACUCGAGGGGUUGCUAUUUCCUUCCUUGUGCUGGCUGUGGGUUUCAGUGGAUUUGCUAUUUCAGGGUUUAAUGUGAACCAUCUGGACAUUGCUCCUCGCUAUGCCAGCAUUCUGAUGGGCAUUUCUAACGGAGUGGGAACGCUCUCUGGAAUGGUGUGUCCUCUAAUUGUUGGAGCUUUGACAAAACACAAGACUCGUCUGGAGUGGCAGAAUGUCUUCCUUAUCGCGUCCAUGGUGCAUUAUUCAGGGGUCAUCUUCUACGCUAUUUUUGCUUCGGGGGAACAGCAGGACUGGGCCAACCCUGAGAGCCUGAGUGAGGAUAAGUGCGGCAUUAUUGACGAAGAUGAACUGGCCGAAGAAUCAGAGCUCAACAUCGACAACGCGUUUGUGCCCAAAAAGAGUUAUGGAACAACAGACAAUUCGUCUGGUCGAAAGCAGGGCUGGAAAAAGAAGAGAGGGGUGACCAUGCAGGAGGAAGAGGAACAUUAUGGGAAUGGAGACUACCAGGACCAGUACCAAUGAAAUGGCAUCAAAAACACGCAACUACAUUCAAAACUAGGGUCUGAUUUCACAUCAGCUGGAAAGUCAAAGAAAAAUAACAGCAGCUUAAGCAUUAUAAGUACCUCAAGAUGGCCCUUUUUCAUGUUUGCCCAAUAAACAAGUAUAGCUGUAUGAACUGUAUAAAUGUACUCCUAAGUUUACAGAAAAACAAUAGAUACUCAAAACAGUAACUAUUCAAAAUUAAGGUUUUUUUUUUCUUUUAAGACUGAAUGAAUCAAAGAAAUUAAAUCAUGCUUAUACGAUGUAAUAAUAAUUUUAGUUGUGUGGAAAUCACCGAUCAACAUUAAUGGACCAUCUAGUACCAUGUUACAGAAACAUGAGAAACACAUAUCAACUUUUCUACCACACUUCACCUGUAACCUUUUCUGAUUGUAUCUAACUGUGAUCUGAGUGACUAUUUCAUGGACUGUUUUGUGUCAGCUAUGCAACCUGACAAG